Molecule: messenger RNA, 732 nt
Organism: Gongylonema pulchrum
Lineage: Eukaryota; Metazoa; Nematoda; Chromadorea; Rhabditida; Gongylonematidae
Source: the annotation of a GenBank genome assembly
AUGUCCGGGAAGACCGAGACGGCAACAGCGCUUGGUGCGGCCGCCGGAGCAGCUGGAUUUGGAGCUUCUGCGGAUACCAAAACGGCGUUACCACAACCGGUUUCGGGUGCACCAGCAAGUGGAGCCAAGGGUGGUCCACCGCCGGCUGCUGCUGUUGACGCAACCAAAACCGCUAUGGCGGCACCAUCUGCUGCUGAUGCUAAAAGCACCAAGACCGCUCUGGCAUCACCAACCGCUGCUGCUGGUGCUGGUGCCGGCGCUGGCGCUGGUGCUGGUGCUGAAGGUGGUGGCACCGGGGCUGGUGCGGACGCGAAGGGCGCACUAGUGCCAGCUCCUGUAUUAAAGGAUACCGGGGCCGGAGCUGCUGUUGAGCAGUACAUAUCGGCAAUGCUGCAGCCGGAUGCGGGCGGUGAAGUUCUGAAGGGUGGGCCCAGCAGACCUACUUCGGAGGUGGUGUCCAUGUUUGUCGCUGCCCCGGUCGGAGGAGGAGGAGGUGUGCAAUCGUAUCAGUUGGGCUGGGGACCAGGAGCCGGAGGUGCUGGCGGUCAAAAAGACCUGAAAUUCGCGUUCGGCAAUACGAUGGAUCAGCUCGGUAAGUUUUUGCGUUCUUUGAAGAGUGGAUACGGUGCCAUGAGAUCAGGUGUGAAUUGUACUCCUAAAAACUCACUGUAUUUGUGCUCGGCGGUAGUUGCCCUUUCGAUAAGAAAAAGAACCUCAGAAGAUCGUAGUUGA